This is a messenger RNA of Malania oleifera, 1784 nucleotides long. RefSeq names its product UPF0481 protein At3g47200-like. Bases 204 to 1646 code for a protein of 480 amino acids. The transcript has 2 exons. NCBI's taxonomy places the organism in Eukaryota, Viridiplantae, Streptophyta, Magnoliopsida, Santalales, Ximeniaceae. The record is from RefSeq and is a predicted model, not a curated record.
AUGAAUCUUGAAUUAUUGCUGCUCAGUGCUCACCUUUUUUUUGUUUUUCUUCUGUUGGUGGGCUGGGGCAUGUUUAUAUAAAGCACCCGAUUUUAGCAAACUCGGUCACAGUGUUGGGAGAAAGAAUCUGGAGCUGAGAUUCAAACAGAGAAGCUUAUCAACAAGUUUUCAGGCCACAAAUUCCCAGCCAAAAUUGGAAGUUCAUGGUGGAAGAGAUGACCACCUCUGAUGUUGACAGUGCUCCAACUGAAAUAGAACAAGAAAGAGAGUUCGAGGUCAUCGACAUUCCUUUACUCCUGGAGAGUAAUGCAAAGAGUAGCAGUAAAGAUGGUAUAUACACCGAGUGGUCCAAGUGUUGCAUAUACCGGGUUCCCAGGAAACUUCGCAGCGUGAACGAAGCAGCAUACACUCCCCAAGUAGUCUCAAUAGGUCCUUUCCACCAUGGCAAACCUAAGCUCAAGGCCAUGGAAGGCCUCAAAUCAAGAUACUUUGAUGAAUUCUGCAGGAGAACUAAAAAGAGCCGCGAUUCUUUAAAAGGCAUCAUUGAUAAUGAAUGUGAGCAAAGCAUCCGAGCCUGUUAUGCAGGGACCUUCGAGCUCAAAAAGGAUAAAUUUGUAGAUAUGGUGGUAACCGAUGCUGGAUUCAUCAUCGAGCUCCUACUAAGGAGUACAGAGAAACAUGAAAAGGACUAUAUUUUCAGCAAGCCGUGGUUGAAGACAUGCAUAGAGCAGGAUCUGAUACUGCUAGAGAAUCAGCUUCCUUUUUUUGUUCUUGAAAAAAUAUACAAUUAUGCCAAGCCGCUUUCCAAGCCCAGCAAAGAAAAUGUGCAGGAAAGCAGCAACUGGGAUAUCCUUCAGGGGACAAGAAGUUACUUUUCCAAGUAUAAUCUCCAGUACACAGAUCCCAGUUCAGAGGUAAAGCAUUUCACUGAUCUGCUUAGAUAUUAUUUUUGUCUACCUGUUAGACACACACAUGAACCGCUGGGUAAGAAUAGAAUCGAAAGCCUGCGCAGUGCGACAAAUCUGGAUGAGGCAGGGGUGGAGUUUGAGGUUAUUGAUACACAACACACGAAAAAUAUUGUGUUCGAAAAGGGAAGGUGCUUGACGCAUUGCCCUUGCUUCAAUUGUUCAUGGCUUCUGAAAUGUUUGCCCUGUUUCUUUCAUCUCCUCCCAAACUUGAAGUGCGAGCAGCCUACCUUGAAACUCCGAAGAUUCGAAGUAGACGACACAACAGAGUGCCUUUUCAGGAACCUCAUGGCCUUGGAGCAGUGCCACUACCCAAAUCAAGUUUAUGUCUGCAACUAUGUUUCCCUCAUGGAUAAGCUUAUCAACACUGGGGAAGAUGUGGAUUUGCUCAUCGAGAAGAAGGUAAUUGUCAAUUAUCUGGGCAGCAGUAAGGCAGUGGCCCAACUAUUGAACAAGCUUUGUGAGCAAAUUGUGGAACCAAAUUCUUGUUACUAUGACUGUGUCCAAGAGAUCAAUAAGCACUGCAACAACCCCUUGAACCGCAUUAUGGCGACGCUGACCAGUGUCUAUUUCCGUGAUUUCUGGAGAGGCACUGCAACUACUGUUGGAAUUAUAGUUCUGUGCCUUACAGUUUGGAAUAUUUUCCUGAGGCAUAUCCUUAAGGUUAACUUCCGAAAGUAGCUUCUCUGGUCUAGUGUUCGUUAGAGUGCUUUGCUUUGAAUUGUAAUGUGUGAUUCUCAGUUGAAGCUUAUUACUCAUAAUAGCUGCUGUUUGUAUUAUUUCCAUAUGUUAAUUGGUACUACGUAUUUUUGGAUUAAA